AGGAACACAGAGUUAGGUUACAACAAAGUCCAUCUUCCAACAUGAAAACCAGUUCUUUCUCCUGUUGUUUUACAGUAACAGAAAAGAAAUUCAUAAAUGAACAUAUUUUCAAGACAUUUGGAGAAACAUCAGAGAUGGUUACCGGCCUCGGAUGUCUGUUAAUGUUCUCUCUUGUGGGCUGGUGGAAGCUAGUGGUCUGCUAAGUUAACACAUCCCUAAUGGUUUUUAUCUCUUAUCAUGAGGUGUUAAAUCCAACAGGGGAUAUUCAGGAGACAAAAGACAGAGAAAAGGUAACAUUAGGUUCUUGAUCUUCAAUGCUCUAACCUCCCUAAAGCAAAGGAAGUUCUCAUUAGCUAAUUAGUGUUUAGAAGGCUCAGUUGUGGUUGAUUCUGGAAACUUUCAUUAGCACCACACACAUUUGUUACUGACCUUGGAGUCAGAGUCUGUGCCAAGGUGAGGAGAGGGGAGGGGACUGCACACAGAAGAGGGACAGGGCCCAGCAAGGCUGGAGAGAGGGAAGGUCCCAAAUCAAUGGUGACUGAGACCACAAAGGUUCAUCCUGCACUAAGUUAUGAUUAUGAUCUAUGGUUGCUCUGCUGAGGGGGUUUGUAGAGAUGGCAAGACAGAGGUUGGCACCUUCUGGGUGCCUUGUCUGGGGUGUCCACUGGCUCAUCAAUUGCUCGGAAUGUGUGACACCCCUUGCCCUUCUCAGCUGAGAAUAUUGCCCCACCACCACCACCAAGCCACUCUCCCACCCCUCAUGCCUGCCUCUGGCUGUGACUCGGAUGCACAGCUGGGGACUGGACACACUGCUAAGCACAGCUGUGUCAUAUCUAAGUCUGACAGGAGAAGAUUCUUCCAAUAGUAGGGAGACAUCUGCCCAUACCCACAGCCACUCUCAGAAAGGACAAUUGCCCCAUUCUGUAAAUGUGACUUAGUCAGUCUCAUAGGUCACAGGUUCACCAACCUGUGGCUGAACUUGCAUCCAGGUUGGAAUCUGGCUGCUUUUUCCUCUCCCUAGGAAGUCAGCACAAGGGACUUUAGACACCCCUCAGAUGGGAUCACCAAGGGGUUCGCUUAGAUCCAGACUUCCUGAUAUAUGACUAGGGCUCCUCAGAGGGAAGGUGGCUGUUCUGGGUGUCCCUUUGCAACAGGAGGAAUUGAAUAAUGAUGGUGGACAGAGCAGAGGGCCCAGAGUCCACCCACCCCUGUGUCAUGAACUAGAGUUGCCCCCAGGGCAUUGCCACAUGAACAGAUGGUGCUAAGGUGGACUUAAGAGAAACAAGGACACAGAAAUUGCACCAUGACUCUCUCAGAACACGUGUCUGCCAUAUUCCAUGGUGGAAACUGAGGGCCAGAAAAGAGCGCCCUGUUCCAGAUACUAGAAGGAGCUGCAUCAGUGGAUGUGCAGUCUGCAUCCCCUGGCCGUGACCAGCCUCUCUUCAGUGUGUGACUGCAGAAGAGAGGCAAGGCUGUUCUGGGUGUUGGGUGGGAAAGGUGCGCAAUCCUGUAUACAGCACCACUGUGUAUUUGAAAAUGCAAGGGCAGAAUCCAGGUAGGGGCAACCUAUGUGUCUAUAUACGCAAAGAAUAUUCUAGAAACUUUGAAGUUACCAUUUUCUUCUCAACGUCAGAAUCAGCUGUGUGACAUUGCAUACAGGACUUUCUCUCUCAGAAUAUCUCUUUUUCGUUUGAUAAGCAGUGUUAGGAUUGGCUGCUCUGCUCAUCCCUACCAGGGCACUGCUCUCCUUGGUAGCUGGAGGAUUGACACACACAUGCCCCAGAGGCCAUGGUAAAGUGGAUACCAGGAAGUCUGAACUUGUUUCUGAUCCCGGAGAUUUUCAGAGAGAAGAAGCCAUGCCCCACAUCCUGGUUCUCAGAACUAUCAAGGACUCGGCGAACAGAUGAUGAAAAUAAUUCAAACUUCUUUUACUUGAACUAAUUAAAAAAUUUCCAACACAGUGCACAUAAACAAAGGCACACCCACAGUUCCCUGUCAGACAUGACUCUACCAAGCUGUGUUUCAACGUUUGUCCCUCAGGUUUCCAAAAGGGUUUGUUGCCUAAUAUUUUAUUUCUGGGUCUGAGUGGCAGAGCACCCCUGGAACUAGAGGACUGAGUGAUGUGAUGACUAGCCUUGGUUGUCAACUUGACUACAUCUGACAUUGUGUUAAAACCCAAAUGUAGGGCACACCUGUGAGGGGGUAUUUGCUUAACUUGAAGUCGGAAGACCCACUCCUAAGCCAGAUCCUUGAGAAGGAAAGACAUGCCUUUAAUACAGAUCUUUUGAGGAGGGAGCCCUGACUCAUAUCUAAGCCACGCCUUCUGCUGGAACCUGUAUAAGGACAUGGAAGAGGAAGUGUUGGAUCUUUGCUGAUUGUCUCAACUAACUAACAAGUCCACUCCUUCUCUGGCAUUAGAGCCUCCCCACUCGGGAUUCCAGCAGACGCUGACGACCAGCUGAGACAUCCAGCCUGUGGACUGAGCAGCUACUGGAGUCUUCAACCUUCCAUUCAUGGGCAGCAUUGUUGGACUAGCUGAACCACAGCCUCCUGGACGCCUGCUGAGAAGUAAGGAAAACUUGCCAGGAUCCCCUGAGUGACACCAAGACCCAGCAGCUGUCAUGGGCUCCCCAGAGAGAACACUCUUCCUUGAGUCUAUGGUUGGGUACCUCCUGGACACAAGGAGCACAGAAGCCCUGCAGCUCCUGCUGACUGAAGAGGAAGCCUGGAAAGAGCUUGUGGCAGGAACCGCCGAUCUCUCCUGUUACAGAGAAGAGGAAAUUUUCUUGCAUGAAGUUCUUAGUGGCAUCAUUGUAGUUCCUGAUGUAGAAAAUGAAGACGAGCUCCAAAAUGACCAGCAGGAGAAGACAGAAAGGGACGAGGAAGAUGCCUUGAGUGAAGCUCUUAGUGAGACCACAGUGGGCAGUGAUGGAGAUGAUGAAGACGAUCUCCAAAGUGACCUGGAGGAGAAGACAAGGUUUUUGGAUGUUUAUCCUCGGGUGAAACUGGAGCUUGAGCAGCUCAUCGGGAAGCUCCACGCCCUUGCAGACAAGAUUGACAAGGUGCACAGGGACUGCACCAUCACACAAGUGGUGGCCAGCUCCACCAGUGCUGUGUCUGGAAUCCUGACAAUCCUUGGCCUCGCUCUGGCACCUGUGACAGCAGGAGUCAGUCUGGGACUUUCAGCCACAGGCUUGGGGCUCGGGGCAGCAGCGGCUGUGACAAGUGUUUCCACAAGCAUUGUGGAAAAGGUCAGCACAGUGUCAGCGGAAGCUGAAGCCAGGCAGCUGGUGCCAACCAACAACGACACAGGGAAGGCCAUUAAAGAAAUUUUGGAGAAGAGUGCCCCCAGGUUUGUUUCUGUAUCUAAGAAUUGCUUCCAAAACCUGGAAGUCAUCAAGAAGAACAUUGAUGCCAUCAAGCUGGCCAAUGCCAGCCCUCGCCUAGCUAAUAAUGCCAAGCGUCUCAUGACAACAGGGACAGUGUCAGCCCGAAAAACAAGACAGGUGCAGAAAGCCUUUGGAGGCACUGCUCUGGCAAUGACCAAAGGAGCCCGGAUCAUGGGUGCAGCCACUGCAGGCCUCUUCCUUGUGAUGGAUGUGGUCAGCCUUGUGAAAGACUCAAAGCAUUUGCACGAGGGUGCGAAGGCAGAGUCUGCGGCAGAGCUGCGGAAGCAGGCUCAGGACCUGGAAGAGAAGUUGCAAGAACUCAUCCAGGUCCAUGACAUCCUGACUCAGUAAUCUCUCCUUAGUGCAGCUCAGAGGACCGAGGGUGGGAGAUGUACUGGACAGAGCCAUGGACACAUGAUAGCUCCUGACUGUGUCCCCUUAACAGCAAUGGUGGUAGUGCCUGCUGGAGGGAGAGGCCACACUGAGAGAAUUGAAUCCAGAACACAAAUGGACAGGCUGUGACCUCCCACUACACUCCAACUUUAGGUCCAACAAUCUCCGACACCCCACAUAAGGACCAAGCUCCCAGGCUGGGGAGCACAUCCAGGUCCUGACUAAGCCACAGCAUGGCUACUCCUCAGUCAUGCCCCCACACUGCUCCUAGCUGAGGCUCACCAUCCUCACAGGCCACCGAGCUGCCAACUUUCCACUGCUUUCUGGUUGUUUGCAUAGAGACUGUAUCCUCCUUCCUAGUACGGCCUAACUCUUGUAUUUUCCCAAGUAUUUCCACAUCUUGCAAUCAGACUCUGGAUGUGAACCCCAUUUCUUUGUUCAUAGUUUGGUCACAGGGAGUGAUGGGGAAACGCUCAGAUGGUAGAAAGGAAAGAGUUCGUGGAACAUCAUCUGUAGGACAGGUUCUUGUCCUACAUGGCAGGUGUGGAUUCUACGAAGAAGGAGAGGUGAUAAGAUAUGGCUGGUGAGUUCUGCUCUCUGCUACCAGACUCAUGGGGAAAUCUCAAGGUUUAAUUCCUACUGAAGUUUAAAAUAUGCUGUGCCGGGCGUUGGUGGUGCACACCUUUAAUCCCAGCACUCGGGAGGCAGAGGCAGGCGGAUCUCUGUGAGUUCGAGACCAGCCUGGACUACCAAGUGAGUUCCAGGACAGCCUCCAAAGCCACAGAGAAACCCUGUCUCGAAAAACAAAAAAAAAAAUAAAAUAAAAUAAAAUAUGCUGUAAUGGAAUGAGAUCUGCUGACAUGCACAGGAAGGCUAUGCCUGAUCAAUAAUAUUUGAAGAAUAAAUUUGUAAACACUGA
Messenger RNA from Mesocricetus auratus (golden hamster), 4701 nucleotides. RefSeq names its product apolipoprotein L2-like. The transcript is spliced from 5 exons. Gene Ontology annotation, biological process: lipoprotein metabolic process; lipid transport. Bases 2622 to 3740 code for a protein of 372 amino acids. Lineage: Eukaryota; Metazoa; Chordata; Mammalia; Rodentia; Cricetidae. The record is from RefSeq and is a predicted model, not a curated record. Gene Ontology annotation, molecular function: lipid binding. Gene Ontology annotation, cellular component: membrane; extracellular region.